UGCGUGAAACAGUGGCAAUCUAGUAGCUUCACAGGAUUCCUGGUGUUAUGCUAACAUUGUCAUCUUCGAGUACGUCGUGAGUCAGUCUCAACCUAGAGUGCGGUACUACCUGAGCGGCUAGGACUGACAGGAAGUGCCUUGAGCAUGUCCCGCUUUCCACACCGUCUGUCAGGAUGCUCCAUCACCAUCGAGUGCACAAGACUGAGGACGCGAUUGAAGGAGGUUUUCCGAACCAUGGUCUUAUCGCAGUUGCCAGUCCCAAGCCGGCGUCUUCUUGUUCACUCUGCUAGCGGAUGCGAAUGGAGCCCGCCACUACGUCGAUGUAAGUAUGUACUCUAUGUGUAUAGUAUGUAUGUGUAUAUGGGCAUGCAGGCUGAGGUAGACAAAGCCUGACACCUUCUAGACGAAGUCGUUUCGUGACUGAAUCUUCGGUAAAUUACACAGUAUAGGUGUUUCUG
Bipolaris sorokiniana ND90Pr is the source of this 458-nucleotide messenger RNA. RefSeq lists its product as uncharacterized. Bases 145 to 393 code for a protein of 82 amino acids. The record is from RefSeq and is a predicted model, not a curated record. The transcript has a single exon. NCBI's taxonomy places the organism in Eukaryota, Fungi, Ascomycota, Dothideomycetes, Pleosporales, Pleosporaceae.